AUGCCCAUGGCCAUGGAUCAAGUCGAGCUUUCCACCGACCAGGUUCUGAGGCGGGAUAUUCCAUGGGAAACUUAUAUGACCACUAAGAUGAUCACGGGAACUGGGCUUCAGUUGUUGAGGCGCUAUGAUAAGAAACCUGAUAAUUACAAGGCUCAGUUGCUCGAUGAUGAUGGUGCAGCUUACAUCCGUGUUUUUGUUAGCAUAUUGCGUGACAUAUUCAAGGAAGAAACUGUAGAGUAUGUUUUAGCUCUGAUCGAUGAAUUGCUUUCAGCUAAUCCUAAAAGAGCAAGGCUAUUUCAUGAUAGGUCUCUCUCCAGCGAGGAUACAUAUGAGCCUUUCCUAAGGUUGCUUUGGAAAGGUAACUUGUUUAUCCAAGAGAAGAGCUGCAAGAUACUUUCUUUGAUAGUAACUGGAGGGCCAAGAUCUCAUGAUGGUGCCCAUGCCAAUGGGGCGUCAAAGUUGAAGAAGGAUAUCACCAUGGUUGAUGACGUUUUAAAGGCACUGGUUGACUGGCUGUGCUCACAGCUGAGGAACCCAUCUCAUCCUAGUCGCGGUAUUCCCACUGCUGUUAAUUGCCUUUCAACUUUAUUGAAGGAACCUGUGGUUCGAUCUUCAUUUGUUCAAGCAGACGGAGUGAAGUUGCUCAUUUCUCUUAUUUCUCCAGCAUCCACUCAACAAUCCAUCCAGAUAACCUCACUCUUGUAUGAAACCUGCCUUUGUGUGUGGCUCCUCACAUACUAUGAGCCUGCAGUUGAGUAUUUGGCCACUUCUAGAUCCUUGCCGAGGUUGAUAGAAGUUGUCAAGGGACCCACAAAGGAAAAGGAUCUGCUGGAAGCUCUGAAUCAAUUGGAAGAAGGAUUGAAAGACAACAUUAAGCAGCUAAGUUCUUUUGACAAGUACAAGCAAGAAGUCCUCCUUGGACAUCUUGAUUGGUCUCCCAUGUAUAAAGAUCCAAUAUUCUGGCGAGACAACAUCGCUAAUUUCGAGGAGCAUGAUUUUCAGAUUAUUAGGGUCCUCAUCACAAUUUUGGACACGUCCACCGACCCACGAACACUUGCUGUUGCCUGCUAUGACCUCUCACAAUUCAUUCAGUACUAUGCGGCCGGUCGUAUCAUUGUGACAGACCUCAAAGCCAAAGAAAGAGUGAUGAAAUUGAUGAACCACGAGAAUGUAGAGGUCACCAAAAAUGCCUUGCUCUGCAUUCAGAGGCUAUUUCUGGGGGCAAAGUACGCCAGUUUUUUGCAGGCCUAA
Messenger RNA from Striga hermonthica, 1251 nucleotides. The record is from the annotation of a GenBank genome assembly. Lineage: Eukaryota; Viridiplantae; Streptophyta; Magnoliopsida; Lamiales; Orobanchaceae.